Molecule: messenger RNA, 1942 nt
Organism: Helianthus annuus (common sunflower)
Lineage: Eukaryota; Viridiplantae; Streptophyta; Magnoliopsida; Asterales; Asteraceae
Product: bifunctional 3-dehydroquinate dehydratase/shikimate dehydrogenase, chloroplastic
Exons: 10
Coding region: 92-1651 (519 amino acids)
Biological process (GO): shikimate metabolic process; chorismate biosynthetic process
Molecular function (GO): shikimate 3-dehydrogenase (NADP+) activity; 3-dehydroquinate dehydratase activity
Source: RefSeq, a predicted model, not a curated record
AGUUUUACAAACAUCAAAACAUUCAAAACUGGGUUCCCCUUCUUCCCACUGUCUUCCAAACUGUCUGAACUCUCCACCAACCACACCUGCAAUGGCAGAAACUGAAGGAGUUAGAACAAACUCAACCUUAAUUUGUGCACCCAUAAUGGCGGAUACGGUGGAUCAGAUGUUGGUUCACAUGAAUUCAGCAAAAUCUAGUGGUGCUGAUCUUGUUGAAAUCCGGUUUGAUAGCUUAAAAGGGUCUGGUACCCAUGAGGAUAUUAAAACUCUAAUCGAAUCUUGUCCUCUCCCCACACUUUUCACUUACAGACCAAAGUGGGAAGGUGGUCAGUAUGACGGAGAUGAACCGAGUCGAUUGGAGGCGAUUCGGGUUGCUAUGGAGUUUGGAGCUGAUCACAUUGAUGUUGAGCUUCAGGCUGUUGAUGAGUUCAAAAACUUAACCCGUGGAGAUAAGCCUACAAAGUGCAAACUCAUUGUUUCAUCUCACAAUUAUCAAAAUACUCCAUCGCUAGAAGACCUCGAGAGCCUCGUCGCCAGAAUACAGUCAACAGGAGCUGACAUUGUGAAGAUUGCGACAAUGGCUGUAGACAUAACUGAUGUAGCGCGAAUUUUUCAAGUAACCGCUCAGUGUCAGGUUCCAAUAAUAUCUAUGGCAAUGGGUGAGAGGGGUUUAAUAUCUCGAUUACUGAGCCCGAAAUUCGGUGGAUAUUUGACGUUUGCUACGAUUGGACGUGGAAAUGAGUCUGCACCCGGGCAGCCGACAAUCCAGGAUCUUUUGGAUGUGUUCAAUUUCAGGCAAAUAGCGGCUGACACGAAAGUAUUCGGUAUUAUCGGGAAGCCGGUUGGGCAUAGCAAAUCGCCUAUGUUAUACAAUAAAGCUUUUAGAUCAAUUGGCUUUAAUGCAGUUUUUGUACCUUUGUUGGUGGAUAACGUAAAGAGUUUUCUCGAGACUUACUCAUCCGGAGAUUAUGCUGGGUUCACUUGUACCAUUCCUCACAAAGAAGCUGUGGUUCAAUUCUGUGAUGAGGUUGAUCCGGUUGCAAAGUCGAUAGGAGCAGUCAAUUGCGUUAUUAGGAGACAAGAUGACGGGAAGCUAUACGGUUGUAAUACAGAUUAUGUAGGAGCUAUUACUGCUAUCGAGGAUGGUCUACGAGCUUCGGGCGUUCAAGACAGCUCAAAUGGGUCACCUUUGGCUGGUAAGCUAUUUGUGGUUAUUGGUGCGGGCGGUGCUGGAAAAGCAGUUGCUUAUGGAGCAAAAGCAAAGGGUGCAAGAAUUGUGAUAGCCAAUCGGACUUAUGAGCGUGCUAGAGAACUUGCUGAGAUAGUCGGCGGAAAGGCUCUGUCUCUUGCUGACUUAAACACUUACAACCCAGAAGACGGCAUGAUACUUGCAAACACUACUUCAAUUGGUAUGCAGCCAAACAUUGACGAAACUCCUGUUUCCAAGGAAGCUUUGAAGUCGUAUGCAUUGGUAUUUGAUGCUGUUUACACACCAAAAAUCACUAGAUUACUUCGGGAAGCAGGAGAAUGUGGAGCCUUAAUUGUUACUGGGUUGGAGAUGUUUAUAGGCCAGGCUUAUGGACAAUAUGAAAGAUAUACAGGAUUGCCUGCACCUAAGGAGUUAUUUAGGGAGAUUAUGGCAAAGUAUUGAUCGUCUCGGUUAUUCAUGAAACUGAAGGUUUCAAAGCAGCUGGGAAGCAAGGAGGUGGUAAUUCCAAUUCUUGUUUAUGCAUCAUUUGUAUAUUUUUCAGUUGUCUGAUGCUAAAUUUUGAUGCUAAAUUUGAUUGUUGUUGUUGUUGUUGUUGUUGUUGUUGUUGCUAAAUUUGAUUGUUGUUGUCGUUGUCGUUGUUGCCGUCGUCUAUAAGACUGCAACUUUGUAACACUCAUAAAUAUUUUAAAACUAAUGAGCCCCCAAGUAGUUAUAUAUUUUGGAUAAAGUGGA